This is a messenger RNA of Lactuca virosa, 1518 nucleotides long. NCBI's taxonomy places the organism in Eukaryota, Viridiplantae, Streptophyta, Magnoliopsida, Asterales, Asteraceae. The record is from the annotation of a GenBank genome assembly.
AUGCAGCCAGAAGAGCUUCAAUCAUUUCUUGAACAUGACUUUCAUCAAGCUGGAUUAUAUGGUCCGAAAAUGGCUUCUUCUCCUUGUGAUGUACAUGACUUCUACUCCUCUAUCACCUCCCCAGAGGACUCCAUGAUCUCCUCAGAAUCGUACUUUCAGACCAUGUCCUCUUGCAACUUUAGCACUUUAUCUAAUUUGGAUGACGAUAUGCAAGUAUUGGUCCCUAUUGAGAAUAUUUCGCAACAUGUCCUAGGGAUUGAAGGUAUUUCAGGCAAUGAACUUGAAGAUGUAUUGAGAUGGUGGGGUGAAAGUGAAGAAAUGGACAAUAUUUCCUCAGAAGAUUCCAUGCACAACGUAGGUGUCUAUGGUAGUCCAUUUACAAAAUCCAGUGACACCACAAUGAUGUUGCCACCCGAUGACAUGGAAGUUGAAGGUGAAACAAGCUUUUAUCAUCUACUCAAUGCUUAUGGAGAAGCCAUGGAGAUGGGACAAAUAGAACUAGCAAACGUGAUUAUUGGAUGCAUAAACGAGAAAGCUAGCCCACUAGGUGGAACCAUGGAACGUGUUGCAUUCAACCUGUUUCAUUCAGGAGCACAAGGCGACUACAUAAAACAGGAGUCAAAGAAGAAUUUCAAUGCAGCAUUUAAAGCUUUCUACGAAAUCUUCCCCUAUGGGAGAUUUUCUCAUUUUGCAGCCAAUUCAGCUAUUCUUGAAGCAAUCAUGAGCAAUUCACGGAAGAUACACAUCAUAGAUUUUGACAUGGGUGAGGGUGUUCAGUGGUCUGCAAUGUUCGAGGCUAUUGGAAAGCUAGGAAAAGACACUAAGUUGACAUCCAUUAGAACUAAAGAGCAAAGUCACAGUUUUGCGGAGACAAAAAUUCGGCUUCUAAAUUGUGCAAGUGCUUCCAAGUUAAAGUUAAAGGUCCAAGAGAUGACGAUUGAGGAUUUGAUGAAAGAGAUUGAAGGAUCACAAGAGUAUGAAUUCUUGGCCUUCAAUUGUAUGGUUGGACUACCACACAUGGGAAGGACAAGGAAUAGAUGUGAAGUGAUGGAGUUUCUACGGGUGGCAAAACAACUAUUAUUGAUGAGGGAAGGAAUUAUAAUCUUUGGUGAUGGAGAAGAUGUUGAAAGAACAAAAUAUUGUGGCAAUUACAGUUCGUUCUUCAAUGAAUACUUAAUGCAUUACUAUGCGCUCUAUGAGUCAAUGGAACAAAACUUCCCAGAGAACCUUACAGAAGCAAGAAUAGCCAUGGAGUCGCUUUUCGUUGCACCAUAUGUUUCAUCUCUCUCUUGGCAUCAAAAGUGGGAGAAUAUCAGGGAAGAAGGUGAAUUCAAAGAAAAUCUUGGGUUAAUGGGGUGGAGGCUGAGCAAAGAGAGUGUGAUUGAAGCUAAAGAAAUGGUAAAGGAAAGUCAGAGCUCAUACAAUAUUAGGGUUGAAGGAAAAAAUGGGAAUGAAAUGGUCCUGGAAUGGAGAGGAACUCCAUUGGUAAGAGUUUCUUCUUGGGGAUAUAAAAGAUAA